Messenger RNA from Penicillium argentinense, 1014 nucleotides. RefSeq lists its product as uncharacterized. The transcript has 2 exons. The record is from RefSeq and is a predicted model, not a curated record. Bases 1 to 1014 code for a protein of 337 amino acids. Lineage: Eukaryota; Fungi; Ascomycota; Eurotiomycetes; Eurotiales; Aspergillaceae.
AUGGAGCCUGGAACUUGGGAACAGAACUCAGACUAUGCACCAACCCCGGGGUACUUUGGCAGUCCUUAUCCUGCACAAUCUGUCGCCAGCCCUCCUCCCACUAGUUUGCUUGAAGACGGCUUUGAGCCUAGAAGCAAGCCUGCGGCAUGCCAUCUCAAAUUCCUCCAGUUGUCCGAGUGGGAAGAGGGUAGAGUUUAUGACGAGGAGCCGCCAAGCUGUAUCCACUACCGCAUAGAGUGGCGCGUGACAAUCAACAAUCGGGAGGUAUCUCAAGACACGGAGGAAGAUGUCGUCCUGGCUCCUAGCGCCUUUUGGCGCUGGUCAUUAGAGAAAAACCUUGAGAAAGUGCUUCGACGAAAGACUCCACGCAACCGUCGGGUAACAGCUGACGACACAGUUAUAACUGUAUUGACAACUGAUCGCAUUAAGCGUAAAUUGAUCAAACGAUUUGAUGAUACCGACAUAACCUGGACAGCUAUCGAGAAACAGCUUUUGAUCUGGGGCCCCACUGCUGGGUGGACCCCAGGGGCAAAAAAACAUUAUCCGCUUAAGGCCCAUCACAUUAAGCGCCUGAUCACCCAUGUCGAGAAAGGUGGCCUAUUGGAAAGCCACAAAGAUGUCCCAGAAACCGUACGCGACGAACUAUACAGAGAGGAGCAACAAAAGAUGGAUAAAGGCAAACGCAAGGAAGUCCAGUCCGCUGGGGCUGGGGCAGCGUAUCCUCCCAUUAGCAUUCUCAACGUCCUGCCUUCCCAGCCUUCUGUCCAUGGAUUGGAUGUUUCGACUCCCAGGCCGGCGGCUGAUUUGACGGUUACCAGCCCACUUGAGAUUCCUGGUCUCAGAGAUGUAGCUGUGAAGGAGUAUGGCGAAUGGCAGGUAUCAAAUGUCGGCGAUGACACUCUUAAAACCGCAUUUCGACGUGUGUGUGACGUGAUGCUCGAGCAUGGUCUUGACCUCGAGCAGGUGUACAGAGAUCAAGACCCAAAUUUCUUCAUCGAGAAGGGAAUAAAUUAG